Molecule: messenger RNA, 6238 nt
Organism: Drosophila virilis
Lineage: Eukaryota; Metazoa; Arthropoda; Insecta; Diptera; Drosophilidae
Gene: Mi-2
Product: chromodomain-helicase-DNA-binding protein Mi-2 homolog
Biological process (GO): chromatin remodeling; negative regulation of transcription by RNA polymerase II
Cellular component (GO): chromatin; nucleus
Molecular function (GO): chromatin binding; ATP binding; histone binding
Source: RefSeq, a predicted model, not a curated record
AGCGUAUCGUCUAUUUUUUUCUCGUCGUGUCUGUGUGUGCUUAAUUAUUUGUUGUGAAAAUUAAGCGCUUUUAUUGUGCAUAAAACUUUGAAAAUUUGCAUUUAACUGCAAGCAUGGCAUCAGAGGAAGAGAAUGACGAUAAUUUCCAGGAAGAGGAAGAAGCGGUCGAGGACAAUGCGCAGGUGGCGGAGCUGUCCAACGAUUCCGAUGCCCCAUUGAAACCGAAUAAUGACGAGGAUGAUGAUUACGAUCCGGAGGAUAAUCGCAAGAAGAAGAAGGGCAAGAAGCGUAAGACCCGAAAGGGCGAAGAGAAGGGGCGCAAAAAGAAGAAGCGCAAGAAGAAUGAGAGCGAAGAGGACAGCGAUUUUGUGCAGCACGACGAGGAGGUCGAGUAUCCGAGCACCUCAUCGAAACGUGGACGCAAGCGCAAAGAGGAGAAGCAGGCGCAAAAGGAGAAGGAAUCCUCCUCCUCGGGCAUGCCUUCUGUCGAGGACGUGUGCUCCGCAUUUGGUGUGUGCGAUGUGGAGAUUGAAUACAGCGAGGAGGAGCUGCAGAGCCUGACCACAUACAAGGCAUUCAUGCAGCAUGUGCGACCCAUAUUGCAAAAGGAGAAUCCGAAAAUCGCAGCGCCCAAGCUCAUGAUGCUGGUCGCGGCCAAGUGGCGGGAAUUCUGCGAGAGCAAUCCCCAUAUACAGCAGGAGCAGCAGCAGGGCGGACAGGCGCAGGCGGCGACAACGGCAGCCGAGCCAGACGAGCCGCGUUCGUCGCGCUCGUCGCGCAACGAGAAGCCGGACGACAUAUACGAAGAGGAGGAGGAAGAAGAGGAAGAGGAGGAGGAGAAGAAGCCGCGACGCAAGCGCAGCGGACGCAGCAGCAACAAGAAGGGACGUCGUCCGUCGGGCAAGGUGCCCACAUUGAAAAUCAAGUUUGGCAAACGCAAACGCGACAGCUCCGACGAAGAACCCGACGCAAGUGGCGCCUCCGAACGUGACUCUGAUCUGGAAUUCGAGCGUAUGCUGCAAAAAUCGGACGAUAGCGCCGACGAGAAGGAAAAGGAGAAAGAGAAGCAGCCGGCAGAGACGGCAGCCGCAGCUGCGGCUCAGGAGGAUGGGGCGCCCGUGGUGCGCAAGAAGGCCAAAACCAAAAUUGGCAACAAGUUCAAGAAGAAGAACAAAAUGAAGAAGACAAAGAACUUCCCAGAGGGCGAGGAUGGCGAGCACGAGCAUCAGGACUACUGCGAGGUGUGCCAACAGGGCGGCGAGAUCAUUCUGUGCGACACCUGUCCGCGCGCCUACCAUUUGGUAUGCUUGGAGCCGGAACUGGACGAGCCGCCGGAGGGCAAAUGGUCGUGCCCGCACUGCGAGGCUGAUGGCGGCGCUGCCGAGGAGGAGGACGAUGACGAGCAUCAGGAGUUUUGCCGCGUGUGCAAAGAUGGCGGCGAGCUGCUCUGCUGCGAUUCCUGCCCAUCGGCAUACCAUACAUUCUGUCUGAAUCCGCCGCUGGACACCAUACCAGACGGCGACUGGCGUUGUCCGCGCUGCAGCUGCCCGCCACUGAUCGGCAAGGCCGAGAAGAUCAUCACCUGGCGUUGGGCGGUGCAGCGUCGUGGCAGCAGCGAGGCGUCCACCUCGAAGAGCGCCAAGGUGGGCAAUCGUGUGCGCGAGUACUUCAUCAAGUGGCACAACAUGUCCUACUGGCACUGCGAUUGGGUGUCCGAGGUGCAGCUGGACGUGCAUCAUCCGCUGAUGAUACGCUCCUUCCAGCGCAAAUACGACAUGGAGGAGCCGCCCAAAUUCGAGGAGUCACUCGACGAGGCUGACACACGCUUCAAGCGCAUCCAGCGCCACAAGGACAAGGUCGGCAUGAAGGGCAACGAUGACGAUGACGAGGCCGCACUCGAGGAGCGCUUCUACAAGAAUGGCGUCAAGCCCGAAUGGCUGAUUGUCCAGCGCGUCAUCAAUCAUCGCACGGCACGCGAUGGCAGCACCAUGUAUCUGGUGAAGUGGCGUGAGCUGCCCUACGAUAAGUCCACCUGGGAGGAGGAAGGCGACGAUAUACCCGGUCUGCGUCAGGCCAUCGAUUACUAUCAGGAUUUGCGUGCGGUCUGCACCUCGGAACAGUCGCGCGGCAGCAGCAGCAAGAAGAGCAAAAAGGGACGCAAAACCAAAAAACUGGAGCUAGACGACGAAGAUCGUCCCGUCAAGCACUACACUCCGCCGCCGGAGAAGCCGACCACGGACCUGAAAAAGAAAUACGAGGGUCAGCCAGCCUUUCUGGAUGAUACGGGCAUGCAGCUGCAUCCGUAUCAGAUUGAGGGCAUCAACUGGUUGCGCUACAGCUGGGGCCAGAGCAUCGAUACCAUUUUGGCCGACGAGAUGGGUCUGGGCAAGACCAUACAAACGGUAACCUUUCUCUACUCAUUGUACAAGGAGGGACAUUGCCGUGGACCCUUCCUGGUGGCCGUGCCGCUAUCCACGCUGGUCAACUGGGAGCGUGAAUUUGAGUUGUGGGCGCCCGAUUUCUAUUGCAUCACCUACAUUGGGGACAAGGACUCGCGUGCCGUGAUACGCGAGAACGAGCUGACCUUCGACGAGGGCGCCAUACGUGGCACCAAGGUGUCGCGCCUGCGCACAACCCAAUACAAAUUCAAUGUGCUGCUCACCAGCUACGAGCUGAUCUCGAUGGAUGCGCCCUGCCUGGGCAGCAUUGACUGGGCGGUGCUGGUCGUGGACGAGGCGCAUCGCCUGAAGAGCAACCAGAGCAAGUUCUUCCGCAUCCUCAAUAGCUAUGCGAUUGCCUACAAGCUGCUGCUGACUGGCACACCAUUGCAGAACAAUCUGGAGGAGUUGUUCCAUUUGCUGAACUUCUUGAGUCGCGACAAGUUCAACGAUCUGCAGGCAUUCCAGGGCGAGUUUGCGGACGUGUCCAAGGAGGAGCAGGUGAAGCGUUUGCACGAGAUGCUCGGACCGCACAUGCUGCGUCGCCUCAAGACCGAUGUGCUCAAGAAUAUGCCCUCCAAGUCGGAGUUCAUUGUGCGCGUCGAGCUGUCGGCCAUGCAAAAGAAGUUCUACAAAUUUAUCUUGACCAAAAACUAUGAGGCGCUCAAUUCGAAGAGCGGCGGCGGCUCCUGUUCCCUGAUCAACAUCAUGAUGGAUCUGAAGAAGUGCUGCAAUCAUCCGUAUCUAUUCCCAUCGGCUGCCGAGGAGGCGCCCACCUCUGCGGGCGGCAUCUAUGAGAUCAACUCGCUAACCAAGGCGGCCGGCAAACUGGUGCUGCUCUCCAAGAUGCUGAAGCAGCUCAAGUCGCAGAAUCAUCGUGUGCUCAUCUUCUCGCAAAUGACCAAAAUGUUGGACAUACUGGAGGACUUCCUCGAGGGCGAGCAGUAUAAGUACGAGCGCAUCGAUGGCAGCAUUACGGGCACAGUGCGACAGGAGGCCAUCGAUAGAUUCAAUGCGCCCGGUGCACAACAGUUCGUCUUUCUGCUGAGCACACGUGCCGGCGGCUUGGGCAUUAAUCUGGCCACAGCCGAUACGGUCAUCAUCUAUGACUCCGAUUGGAAUCCCCACAAUGAUAUACAGGCCUUCUCGCGUGCCCAUCGUAUUGGCCAGGCCAACAAGGUGAUGAUCUAUCGCUUUGUCACACGCAAUUCUGUGGAGGAGCGCGUCACGCAGGUGGCCAAGCGCAAGAUGAUGUUGACGCAUCUGGUUGUGCGUCCCGGCAUGGGCGGCAAGGGUGCCAACUUUACCAAACAGGAGCUGGACGAUAUUCUGCGUUUUGGCACCGAGGAUCUGUUCAAGGAGGAUGACAAAGAGGAGGCCAUACACUACGAUGACAAGGCCGUUGCCGAGCUGCUCGAUCGUACCAAUCGCGGCAUUGAGGAGAAGGAAUCGUGGGCCAAUGAGUAUUUGUCCUCCUUCAAGGUGGCCUCCUAUGCCACCAAAGAGGAGGAGGAAGAGGAGGAAACGGAAAUCAUUAAACAAGAUGCCGAAAACUCAGAUCCCGCCUACUGGGUGAAACUGCUGCGCCACCACUACGAACAGCACCAGGAGGAUGUCGGUCGCACCCUGGGCAAGGGCAAGCGUGUGCGCAAGCAGGUCAACUACACGGACGGCGGCGUCGUUGCGGCGGACACAACACGCGACGAUUCCAACUGGCAGGACAAUGGCAGCGAAUACAAUUCCGAGUAUUCCGGCGGCAGCGACGAGGAUGGCGGCGACGAUGACUUCGAUGAGCAGAACGGCGAACGCAAGGCCAAGCGACGCUUGGAGCGACGCGACGAUCGUCCGCUGCCGCCGCUGCUGGCACGCGUCGGCGGCAACAUCGAGGUGCUGGGCUUCAAUGCCAGGCAGCGUAAGAGCUUCCUCAAUGCCAUCAUGCGGUACGGCAUGCCGCCGCAGGAUGCCUUCAAUUCGCAGUGGCUGGUGCGCGAUUUGCGCGGCAAAUCUGAGCGCAAUUUCAAGGCCUAUGUCUCGCUCUUCAUGCGGCAUCUGUGCGAGCCGGGCGCCGACAAUGCCGAGACCUUUGCCGAUGGCGUGCCACGCGAGGGUCUCUCCCGGCAACAUGUGCUCACGCGCAUUGGCGUCAUGUCGCUGAUACGCAAGAAGGUGCAGGAAUUCGAGCACAUCAAUGGCUACUACAGCAUGCCCGAGCUGAUACUCAAGCCCUGCGAGCCAGUGCGUUCCGGUGGCAAGCAAGAGGCAGCUGCUGCCGCCACCUUGGACGCCGCCACACCGGCUACAGGCGGCAAGCCGCCGGCGGAGAGCACCACGACCAGCAACAGUGCAACGCCGGCCACGAGUGCAGCACCCAGUCCAGCGCCAGCCUCAGAGAAGAGCGAAGAUAAGGCUACGCUGGAUAAGGCAACGCCCGAGAAACAGGAACCCAAAUCGGAACCAGAUGCUGCUGCUGCUGCUGCUGACGAGGACAAAAAGCAGCUCGAUGCGGCCGUCCAGCAGGAAAGCGCCGAGGAGUCGGCUGAGAGCGAGUCCAAGACGACCAGCGUUGGUGGUGAGCUGGUGAGUGUCAAGAGCGAGCCGGCCAAACUGGAGCCCAAACUGGAGGAGGGCAAAGAACAGCCAGAGCAACUGGCCAAGGAGGAGCCCAAGAGCGAGCAGAGCGACGACAAGGAUAAGGACAAAGAGAAGCCAAGCAGCGAGGAGAAGCCGCCGCCAAACAAUCCCAGCAACAGCAGCACAAACAUCAUUGACGAUGACGACGACGAUGUCAUGAUUGUCAAGGAGGAUGGCGAACUGGAGAAGCCCAGCGCCAGUGCCAAUGCCAAUUCGCCCAAGGAUCAGAAGGCUGUUGCCGGAACGGCCACGGGAACAGGAACAGGUGCUGGCAAACUGGUUGAGGACAGUCUUGAGGUAUUGAAACGCAAAUUCAUGUUCAACAUUGCCGACGGCGGCUUCACCGAGCUGCACACGUUGUGGCUGAACGAGGAGAAGGCUGCGGUGCCCGGCCGCGAAUACGAGAUCUGGCAUCGUCGCCACGACUACUGGCUACUGGCGGGCAUUGUCACCCAUGGCUACGGCCGUUGGCAGGAUAUACAGAACGAUAUACGCUUCGCCAUCAUCAAUGAGCCAUUCAAAAUGGACGUGGGCAAGGGCAAUUUCCUGGAGAUAAAGAACAAGUUUUUGGCACGGCGCUUUAAGCUGCUCGAGCAGGCUCUGGUCAUCGAGGAGCAGCUGCGACGUGCAGCCUUCCUGAAUCUCGCCCAGGAUCCCAGCCAUCCGGCCAUGUCGCUGAACGCACGCUUCGCCGAGGUCGAAUGCCUGGCCGAAUCGCAUCAGCAUCUCAGCAAGGAAUCGCUGGCCGGCAACAAGCCGGCCAAUGCGGUGCUGCACAAGGUGCUCAAUCAGCUGGAGGAGCUGCUCUCCGACAUGAAGAGCGAUGUCUCACGUCUGCCGGCCACCUUGGCGCGCAUACCGCCUGUGGCGCAGCGCCUGCAAAUGUCCGAGCGUUCCAUUCUGUCGCGUCUGGCGGCCACCGCUGGCAAUGCCUCGAAUGCGGCUCAAUUGAUGGCACAGUUUCCGGCCGGCUUUCAGGGCACCACCCUGCCGGCCUUCACGGGCGGACCCGCUGGCAACUUUGCCAACUUUCGGCCACAGUUCUCGGUGCCCGGGCAGCUGCCCAACAAUGCCGGCACCUGAGCAUCCCAUUCAAAUUCCAUGCAAAUUAAUUAAAAUCUUCAGCUAAGAAUUUAACGCUACGUAUAAAAAAAAAAAAAAAAAAAAAA